Onthophagus taurus is the source of this 797-nucleotide messenger RNA. The record is from RefSeq and is a predicted model, not a curated record. NCBI's taxonomy places the organism in Eukaryota, Metazoa, Arthropoda, Insecta, Coleoptera, Scarabaeidae.
AUUUCUAACGCUCCUUGGGUUCCAAAUACUAAAACCGUUUUAAUUUUACAUGGUUAUGCUAAAAAUAAAUCAGUAGAACCCAAUAUGUGGCUUAGACCUGAAUAUAUGAUAAAACGCUAUAAUAUAAUCUCCGCUGAUUAUCCGAAAGCUGUACCAGCUCCUUGUGAGGUGCAAUCAGCGGAAAAUGUUCGUAAAAUUGGAAAAUGUACCGCUGUUUUUAUAGAAACACUUUUAAGCAAAACCAACGGUACAGUCGAAUUAAAUAAAUUACUUGUAGUCGGGUCUAACCUAGGCACACAUGUUGCUGGAAAGGCGGGAAGUGAAUUAAAAAAAAAGAAGAUUACUUUAAAUAGAAUAGUGGGUCUUGAUCCACCGUUUACUUUAUUUCACGGCCCUUUAAGUUUAAUAACCAAGAAUUCAGCAAACUUCGUUAUGAUAAUCCAUACAAACAAGUUUGAUUUUGGAAAUCCAGAAUUUACUGGUCACGUUGAUUUUGUUGUUAAUUAUGGUUCCUUUCAACAAUAUUGCCUUGAAGAAACAGGUCCAGUAGUGUGUAAUGAUAUGGCAUCACGGUAUUAUGCGGAAUCAAUUAAUUCCAAAAUGUUCUUUUGUGGGGUAUCUUUAGAUAAAAAGAAAUAUGCUAUAAUGGGAGAAAAUACUCCAGAUGGGACGACUGGAGUUUAUCUUGUAAUAACUAAUCCUACUGCACCAUAUGCUAUGAAUUCUACUUGUAAUUCAACAAAAUAAAUUGUAUAAUUAUGUAAUAUUUAAACAAAUAAAUAUAUUUUGUUUUGAUU